AGAAAACAAGAAUAAAGAAAAGGGAAAGAAGUUUAAUCACAUGAACUUUGCACUUUUGCUGACCCAGAUCAAGAGACGUUGCUAUCAAAUUCACACCCUAGAAAAACAUCGUGCCUAAACCUAAUCUUUCUUUUGAAUUUGAUAUCAACCCUUACAACACCUAUCCAACUCACACCUUCUUCCUCUUUUUUGAUUUUCCCCCAUUAUUAGUUAUAUAGAGUUAGUACCUUCAUGCCAUCUGUAUCAUUUCAUGACGCAUUUCGUCGAAUAUAUGGUAAGCAUCUUUUUUUAGGGCUGAAAAUGACGGUAAAUCAAAAAUUAUAGAUUUGAUGAAGCUUUUUCUGAUAUGUCUCCGGCGUUGUUAGACACCGGUGCAUCAAAUUUUGAAGCUUUGAACCAAAAUAAAGGUCAGAUUUUUGAUCCUUCAUCCAUUUCUUUGCUGGGUUUUUCUGGGUUAAUUUCAAAGGAUCAAAUUGAUACAACUUCGAUAUCUAACAUGAAUUCACACGGGCAAUCCGGGUUUUUGAGUUCAAGUGAUUUAAAUGCAAAAUUUGAGUUUAGUACCCCAUCAACAUCAAAACUGGGUGUUGAAAAUCCCUCAUUUAGUUCAAUUUCUAGUCUUACUAGACCAAGAAUGACAAAGUCUAGGAAAUCUCAGAAUCCCAGGUCAUUAGGGAGCUCAGAAACCCGGAAAAUCGAUCCGGGUUUUAAUCCGUUUCGCCCUGUUUCGAAUAAUUUGACAGGAAGGGUUUCAUCUAGGUUAAGUGAGGAUGGUAAUGAUGAUAAUGAUGUUGUAUUAAAUAAUAGUAGUAAGCAUUUGAAUUCGAAGGUUACUAGUAAGGUUGAUAAAGUAGGGAAUACACUAAUUGAUGAAAUAAGGAAAAUGAGAAUUGAGGACCAAAUUCAUAGUAAUCCAAGUGGCAAUAAUUUUUGUAAUACUAAUUUGCCAUCUGAGCUUCAUGAUAAGAUAAAAAUGUUGAACCUUGGAGGUUCGGUUGGCGAGGAUUCGAAGGAUUCGGGUGCUGCUUUUGACAAUGUUGGUACCUCAUUAGCAUCUGAACUUCCUAAUGGUUUGGAGAGAUUAAAAAUUCAAGAUACUGGUGAAGUUGGUAGUAGUUUUGUUUUUGACACUUCUGAUAGUAGUUUUGUGUUUGGAAGCAAUAGGACAAUGAAGGAUUCUAGUGACCCUAUGACAGAAAAUGCACUUCCUAACAUGAUUAAGAACUUGAACAUAACGGAAUCCGACAAUAAUUGUGGCACUCGGAAGGAAAUGAAUGUUAGCAAGGACGAACGAACGUUUAUCCCUUGGAAUAGUUGUAGAACUGAAUCCGGUGUAGUUGAUAGUAUGAUAGUGGAUAAUAUGGAGAAGUUGAAGAUUCGAGAUAACUCACGAGAAUCUAGUGGUCGUGCUGACGUUGAUUGGUCUUCAUCUGUCAGUAAAGAAGUGCCCGAAAGCAUGAAAAAGAAAGAAAGUAGAAUGUCUUAUCCUACGGAAACUAUAAACCCGAUCAGGAAACAGGAUGAAUAUUCAACAGGUCCACAAAUACCUAAUCAACCCUUAUAUAAGGGCUCUGGAGUUUUUGUUGCAUCUGCAUCAAGUUCAUCUUUUGCCUCUGCGGGUCCUCACUUUCAGUCGGUGAGGCAUGACUUUGAAGUGCCUCAUACCGAUGAUGCUCAGAAAAAUGAAGGUUUUGUUUUUGGUUGCAAACAAGAAAGUGUUAAGGUUCCUCAUGUUGAAUUUAGAACACCUGAUUCAAAAGGAAAUCUUUUCACUGGACAAAAACAGCAAAUGGGAUUCGGCACUAAGAAGGGAUUAGUUAAAGAUAUUAAAUCCAAGGGGAGGAAAACAAAAGUAAAAGAACCGAAACCAGUCUUAUUACCCAUUGGAAAAAUUUUAAGAUCAAAUGAAAAUAGCAUACAAGAUGAACCUUCUGAUUCUUAUUCACCAAUGGAUGUUUCUCCGUAUCUUGAAACUGAAGAUGAUGGUAGAGAGCCUCCAUUGACAUCUGAGAAUCAGUCAUCAAUUGAUUCACAUGUUACCGUUCUUAAUGAUGCAAUCGAUGAGGAUCUGAUUAGGGCUACAGAAGACAUGGAUAUUAAUGAAGGAAAUGAUGUGAAUCAUGGUGAAACAAAAGACAAAGUUUCAGAGUGCAGUGACAAUGCAUUUACAGCUAUGGAAAACUCUCCAGUGCAUUGUGUGUCUGCAUCUGAGAAUGCAAGUUUUAUGACUGCAUCAGAGAAUUUUGAUGAGACUGGUGAUAAUGAAGUUGAAUCAAAUGUAGAGGAACAGAGUAGUGAUCAGUUCAGAUAUUUCUCGGCUUCAACUUCUGCUAGCAUUGGAGAAUCUUCCUUCACUUUUGCUGCAUCUUCUUCUGCACAAGGUUUAGCGUCAGCUGCUAUGCGCCAGUUUAAGAAGAAAAAUCGACUGAAAGCUGGCUCGGAUAUCUUUGUCCCACCUAGGACAGCUGUUUUAUCUGAUACUACAUUGUUGCAAUUUUCUCCGAUUUCUAGAGUUUCUGUGCUUCCGUCACAGGUAGUGCAAAACAAUGAUGUAAUAACUUCUCCAUCAAAAGGAGGUAAUAUAAUUACUCCUUCAUCAAGCAUAGCACCGGGAGUGGGAGGUAAUGGUGUGGCAGAUGCAAAGAAAGUUACUUCAUCUCCUACCGCUUUGGCCCGUGCAGCCCAAGAAGCUUGUGAGAAGUGGCGCCUGAGGGGAAAUCAAGCUUAUGCAAAUGGGGAUCUGGAGAAAGCAGAGGAUUAUUAUAGUCAGGGGUUGAGCAGCAUUCCACAACAUGAGACAUCUAGGGACUGCAUCCGAGCUUUGGUUCUUUGCUACAGUAAUCGAGCUGCAGCUCGUAUGUCUCGUGGUAGAAUGAGAGAAGCACUACAAGACUGCCUGGUUGCUGCUGAACUUGAUUCUAACUUUUUCAGAGUUCAACUCAGAGCUGCAAAUUGUUACCUUGCUCUUGGUGAAAUAUGCGAUGCAUCACUAUAUUUCAAGAAGUUAUUGCAGUCAACCGAUAUUUGCGUUGAACGGAAAAUCAUUCUUGAUGCUUCUGAUGGUCUACAAAAGGCUCAGAAAGUGUAUGAUUCCAUGGAUCGUUCUGCUGGAUUAUUGUCACAAAAAACAUAUGCUGAUGCCGAGAGUGCUCUGGGAUUGAUUGCUGAAGCUCUAGUUAUAAGCCCGUAUUCUGAAAAGAUGCUAGAAAGUAAAGCAGAAGCACUUUUCAUGUUGCGGAGGUAUGAAGAGGUGAUACAGCUGUGUGCUCAGACUAUGGAAGCUGCUGAAAAGAAUUCUCCUUCACUGGUCGUUGAUGGACAGUCAUCAGAUUUGGAGGCUUCUGAGCUUUUGAAGUGUUAUUCUUUCCGGCUUUGGCGCUAUUCUUUUAUUUUUAAAUCAAAUUUUUAUCUUGGAAAACUAGAAGAAGCUAUUGAUUAUUUGGAGAAGCAAGAGUUCUGGAAGUCUAUGGUGGAUAAGUUUGGAAAGGAGACUCUCGAGUCAUUAAUACCUCUACUUUCCAUUGCUUGUCAGCUGAUAAAUCAUAAGUCUACAGGAAAUGCAGCCUUUCAAGCAGGAAAACAUAAGGAAGCUGUUGAACAUUAUACCGCUGCUUUGUCAUUCAAUGUGGAGUCCCGUCCUUUCAGUGCAGUGUGUUUUGCCAAUCGUGCUGCAGCUUACCAAGCAUUAGGACAGAUCACUGAUGCAAUUGCAGACUGCAGUUUGGCUAUAGCAUUGGAUGUGCAUUACAUGAAGGCAAUAUCAAGAAGAGCCACCUUAUUUGAGAUGAUUAGAGAUUAUGAACUGGCAGCCAAAGAUCUUGAGAGGCUUGUGUCUCUUCUAACCAAGCAGGCAGAGGAAAAGCACAAUCAUUCAGGAACAUAUUUGUCAAAGGGUUCUGUUACUGAUCUAAGACAAGCUCAACAACGACUCUAUCAGAUGGAAGAACAAGCUAGGAGAGGGAUACCUCUAAAUUUCUACCUCAUUUUGGGAGUGGAGUCAUCUGUUACAGCUGCAGAGCUGAAGAAAGCUUAUCGUAAAGCUGCUCUGAGGCAUCACCCUGAUAAGGCUGGUCAGUCAUUGGCAAGAGCUGAGAGCGGAGAUGAUGGUCUCUGGAAGGAAAUAGCGGAGGGUGUUUAUAUGGAUGCUGACAAACUUUUCAAGAUGAUUGGCGAGGCAUAUGCAGUUCUUUCUGAUCCAGAUAAGCGCUCUCAAUAUGAUAUUGAAGAAGAGACUAGGACUGGCCAAAGAAAAACUAGUACUAGUGCUUCAAGAACGCACGCAGAAACUUCAUUUAACGCUGCAGAAAGAAGUAGUAGUGGACGACAAUGGCGAGAGAUGUGGAGAUCUUCUGCCAACCCAUAUUCUCGAGGGUUUGAGCCUACUCGACCUGGCAAGUACUAUUGAAGUAUUGAUAGGACAGCAAGAUCAACCUUUGUACGAAUAGAUUAACGGAAGCUGCAUCGUGAUUCAUUCAUUACUAAAAACCAGAAGAGACAUAAGAUAUUCUCGGUUAAACACAGUUCUACCAGGACAUGGACGCGAUUUAGAUGGCAUUACAUCUGAUUUUUGGCGACUAAGCAAAAGCCGAAGGUUCCUUGUUUUUUCUCGAGUACAUAGCUAAUGAAAAAAGAAACAACUUUUCUUAAUUUUCUUCCAAUCUUUUUGGAAUACUUACUAGAUUUACCCCUUAUUGUUUCCCAUUUUUUCUUUUUGCUUGAGCGUUACAGGGAAGACUCAGGAGAGGGAGGGGGAGUCUGUACGUUGUUUGCGAGUUGUUUUCUUUUUUUCUUCCUCGCCUUUCGGUUUUGUAUUUGUAAAUACAUGCAACUUGUACAGCAUAAAUUUUUUUUGAUUGAAAUCAAAUUACGAUAUCGUUUGUGUUUGCAUACAAACUGUGACAAUCCUUCUCCAAAUCUUCAUGAACACCAUUAAAGAUUAUCUAUUGAAGCUCAUAUCAUCAAAGGAGGAAACAAUCCAAAAUUCCAAAUUGUAAAUUUCUCGUUUUGCUUUGUAUAUCUCAAUGAUCGAUUUCAUGAACGCUAAAUAUAUAUAAUCGAUUCAAGAAAGUAUCAUGAAAAUCA
Messenger RNA from Amaranthus tricolor (Joseph's coat), 5082 nucleotides. RefSeq lists its product as uncharacterized. Gene Ontology annotation, molecular function: protein binding. The record is from RefSeq and is a predicted model, not a curated record. NCBI's taxonomy places the organism in Eukaryota, Viridiplantae, Streptophyta, Magnoliopsida, Caryophyllales, Amaranthaceae. The transcript has 11 exons. Bases 347 to 4405 code for a protein of 1352 amino acids.